Molecule: messenger RNA, 892 nt
Organism: Mercurialis annua (annual mercury)
Lineage: Eukaryota; Viridiplantae; Streptophyta; Magnoliopsida; Malpighiales; Euphorbiaceae
Product: nudix hydrolase 27, chloroplastic-like
Exons: 6
Coding region: 90-794 (234 amino acids)
Biological process (GO): nucleoside phosphate metabolic process; ribose phosphate metabolic process
Cellular component (GO): chloroplast
Molecular function (GO): guanosine-3',5'-bis(diphosphate) 3'-diphosphatase activity; bis(5'-adenosyl)-pentaphosphatase activity
Source: RefSeq, a predicted model, not a curated record
AAUUUAAGAAAUGAUAUUUUGUUAAAAAGACUUGGGGGCCAAGUUUUAUUCAAAAACGGUAAAAACGACGCGCUGUGGGGUGUGAUAAUAUGGAGUCGUGUGAGUUUGCACGAAAUCUCGGGGUUUAUCGGGUUAUAGGACCGAAUUACCCUUCGAAAACCAUCGAAUUUUCGGGGGUGCCAUUGGUGGUGACGUGGAGGGGGAAUAAACCGGGGAGAGUGUGUUUAAGAAGAAGAGUGUUGGCAUUGGAAAGUCCACCUCAAGGGUAUAGGAAGAACGUUGGGAUUUGUUUGGUUAAUCCAAAUAAACAGAUAUUUGCAGCUUCCAGAAUUAAUAUACCAGAUACAUGGCAAAUGCCUCAGGGCGGUGCUGAUGAAGGUGAGGAUCUUAGACAUGCAGCAAUAAGAGAAUUGAGGGAAGAAACCGGAGUUACUUCUGCUGAAUUUCUGGCCGAGGCUCCAUAUUGGUUGACAUAUGACUUCCCCACUCAAAUUCGACAUAGACUUAAUAGGAGAUGGGGUACCAAUUAUAAAGGUCAAGCGCAAAAGUGGUUCCUUUUGAAGUUUACCGGGAAGGAAGAAGAGAUAAACCUUUUAGGAGAUGGAUCGGAGAAGCCAGAAUUCAAACAUUGGUCUUGGAUGUUACCGGAAAAAGUGGUGGAGCUAGCAGUCGAUUUCAAAAGGCCUGUGUAUGAACAGGUUAUGAAGUUAUUUAGUCCUUACCUCCAGCCAGACGCAGAAACUGAAACUAAUGUCAAACUUUGUAUGUAUGAAAUUAACUCCAGCAUUGAAUAGCUUGAAAUGUUAAUUAGUGUAUGAUUUUGUGAAGCCUGUAUCUGGCAUUGUGCCAAGUUUUGCCAACAUUGUCAAAUUAACAAGAAUCUUUAACAUUA